UCCUUUGUUUCUUCAAAACCAAAGGAAAAAGCAAGAUAGAGAUUUUUGACUUCUUGGAUUCUCUCUCUCGCUCUCUCCUUCUCAGAGUGAAACUCUGAGCUUCGGAGAAGAAAAAAACAAAAUAAAUAAAUAAAAAAGUAGAAGUCUGGCUGAGCUCUACGGAUCUGGUGAAAGUCGAAAAAUUUUCGAAUUUUUCUUCGUUUUCCUGAGUGGUAGAGAGUGAAUAUGGGAAAAGGAGCGCAAAACUAUGGGAAAAAGGACAGCUUUGAUAAGAGAUCUUCGAACCGAGAAAUAUUCCCUGCGUGGGCUAAAGAUGUUCAUGAAUGUGAGGAGAAGUUCCAAGUGAAACGCGAGUUUGGGUUGUCGAAGGAAGAGGUUGAGAAGCGGCGACAGAUCUAUGGAUAUAAUGAAUUGGAACAUCACGAAGGUACAUCGAUUUUUAAAUUGAUAUUGGAUCAGUUAAAUGAUACUCUAGUGAGAAUUCUGUUAGCUGCGGCUGUUGUAUCGUUUGUGUUGGCUUGGUAUGAUGGUGAGGAAGGUGGGGAGAUGGAGAUUACAGCAUUUGUGGAGCCACUUGUGAUAUUCUUGAUAUUGAUUGUGAAUGCCAUAGUGGGAAUUUGGCAAGAAACCAAUGCAGAGAAGGCAUUGGAAGCUUUGAAAGAGAUUCAAUCGGAGCAUGCCAUGGUGUUAAGGGAUGGAAAACGGGUUUCUAAUUUGCCCGCGAAGGAACUUGUCCCAGGUGAUAUAGUGGAGUUGAGGAUUGGUGAUAAGGUGCCAGCGGACAUGCGGGUUAUUGGCUUGGUAAGCUCAACGUUUAGGGUUGAGCAGGGGUCGUUGACAGGAGAGAGUGAAGCAGUGAGUAAGACUGUCAAGGCUGUUGCGGAGGAUUCAGAUAUUCAAGGGAAGAAAUGUAUGGUUUUUGCUGGGACGACUGUGGUGAAUGGGAAUUGUAUUUGCUUGGUUACUCAGAUAGGUAUGGAUACGGAGAUAGGGAAGGUGCAUUCGCAGAUUCAAGAAGCAGCACAGAGUGAGGAAGAUACGCCUUUGAAGAAGAAGUUGAAUGAGUUUGGGGAGGCUCUAACAGCAAUAAUUGGAGUGGUUUGUAUCUUGGUUUGGCUUAUCAACGUGAAGUACUUUCUCACUUGGGAAUAUGUUGAUGGCUGGCCGAGAAAUUUUAAGUUCUCAUUUGAGAAAUGUACAUAUUACUUCGAGAUUGCAGUGGCAUUGGCUGUUGCUGCCAUCCCGGAAGGUUUGCCAGCAGUUAUCACGACAUGCUUGGCAUUAGGAACACGAAAGAUGGCUCAAAAGAAUGCACUUGUGAGGAAGUUGCCUAGUGUUGAGACUUUAGGUUGUACAACUGUGAUUUGUUCAGAUAAAACUGGCACUUUGACUACCAAUCAGAUGGCGGCAGCGAAGCUUGUGGCUAUGGGUUCUAGUGCUGAUUCACUCCGACCAUUUGAUGUUGAGGGAACCACUUAUGAUCCUUGUGAUGGAAAAAUACGGGGUUGGCCAGUUGAUAGAAUGGAUGCAAACCUUCAAAUGAUUGCAAAGAUUGCUGCUCUAUGCAAUGAUGCAGGUGUUGAACGAUCUGGAAAUCAUUAUGUUUCGAUUGGAAUACCCACUGAGGCAGCAUUGAAGGUGCUGGCUGAGAAAAUGGGACAUCCUGCAAGCUCUGAUUCUGGUUCAUCUUCAAGUCAUACAAAUGAACUACGUUGUUCUCAAUUAUGGAGUAAAAUGGAGAAUCGGAUUGCAACUCUAGAGUUUGACCGUGAUCGUAAGUCCAUGAGUGUUAUUGUGAAUUCCCUCUCGGGGAAGAAAACAAUGCUAGUAAAGGGUGCUGUGGAAAAUGUUUUGGAAAGAAGCUCAUUUAUCCAGUUGCUUGAUGGCUCUAUUGUUAAAUUGAACCAACAUUCAAGGGAUCUUAUCUUAAAAAGCCUUAAUGAAAUGUCAACAAGUGCAUUGCGUUGUCUUGGUUUUGCAUACAAAGAUGACCUUCCAGAGUUUGCGACAUACAAUGGUGAUGAAGACCAUCCAGCACAUCAACUGUUACUCAAUCCAUCCAGUUAUUCUUUAAUUGAGAGUAAUCUCAUUUUUGCUGGCAUGGCUGGGUUAAGGGAUCCUCCUCGGAAAGAGGUUCGUCAAGCAAUUGAGGACUGCCGAGCUGCUGGAAUCCGUGUUAUGGUUAUUACAGGAGACAACAAGAAUACAGCUGAAGCAAUUUGCCGUGAAAUAGGUGUUUUUGGAUCUCAUGAAAAUAUUAGUUCAAGAAGUUUAACAGGAAAAGAUUUUAUGGAAGUUGCUGAUAAGAAAAGUUACCUCAGACAAAGUGGAGGACUUCUGUUCUCUAGGGCUGAACCAAGGCAUAAACAGGACAUAGUGAAGUUGCUCAAAGAAGAUGGUGAAGUGGUUGCAAUGACUGGGGAUGGAGUGAAUGAUGCACCUGCUUUGAAAUUGGCUGAUAUUGGGAUUGCAAUGGGCAUCGCUGGGACUGAGGUUGCAAAAGAGGCCUCUGACAUGGUGUUAGCAGAUGAUAAUUUUAGCACUAUAGUUGCUGCGGUAGGUGAAGGCAGAUCUAUUUACAACAAUAUGAAGGCCUUUAUAAGGUACAUGAUUUCCUCAAAUAUUGGUGAGGUUGUCUCUAUUUUUCUGACAGCUGCCUUGGGCAUUCCGGAAGGCAUGAUUCCUGUUCAACUUCUCUGGGUCAAUCUUGUGACUGAUGGACCCCCAGCAACAGCUUUGGGAUUCAAUCCUCAAGAGAAAGAUAUAAUGAAGAAGCCCCCAAGAAGAAGUGAUGACUCAUUGAUCAGUGCUUGGAUUUUAUUCCGCUAUCUGGUGAUUGGGCUCUAUGUUGGGAUUGCAACAGUCGGCGUAUUUAUCAUAUGGUACACGCAUAGCUCAUUUUUGGGCAUUGACCUGAGCAGAGAUGGUCAUACUCUUGUUUCCUACUCUCAACUUGCUAACUGGGAUCAGUGCUCUUCUUGGGAGGGAUUUUCAGUGUCACCCUUCACAGCCGGGGGGCUGCAGUUCAAGUUUGACGAUCCAUGUGACUACUUCCGAUCUGGCAAAAUCAAAGCUUCAACUCUCUCCCUCUCCGUAUUGGUUGCCAUAGAGAUGUUCAAUUCCCUUAAUGCCCUCUCUGAGGAUGGGAGUCUACUAACCAUGCCUCCAUGGGUCAACCCAUGGCUCCUUCUGGCCAUGUCUAUCUCAUUUGGCCUUCACUUCUUGAUCCUUUAUGUGCCAUUCCUUGCUCAAGUGUUUGGCAUUGUUCCUCUCAGCCUGAACGAAUGGCUUCUGGUGCUGGCUGUUGCUCUUCCAGUGAUUCUAAUUGAUGAGAUGCUGAAGUUUGUUGGGAGAUGUACAAGUGGACUGCGGGCUUCUAGUGGGAGCAAAUCUUCAAAGCAAAAGGCUGAGUAAGCGCCCAAGUGAGGAACUAAAAUAGAAUAGACUUUACUAAGUAUCGUAAUUAUGUUGGGACACCAAUCCUUCGUCCCCCAGCAUUUUAGAAUGAAUGGAGAGGGUUUGGACUCAGUUUAAAAGAUUUAAUUGAGAUUCUUUUAAUGGAAUUGUAUUUAGUUUCUUUAAAGUAGUAUUUUCUUAGACAAUAAUUUAAUCUCACCUUAUAUC
Messenger RNA from Quercus robur (English oak), 3624 nucleotides. Its product is annotated as calcium-transporting ATPase 1, endoplasmic reticulum-type-like. Gene Ontology annotation, biological process: calcium ion transmembrane transport; intracellular calcium ion homeostasis. The coding region runs from base 226 to 3414 and encodes 1062 amino acids. NCBI's taxonomy places the organism in Eukaryota, Viridiplantae, Streptophyta, Magnoliopsida, Fagales, Fagaceae. The transcript is spliced from 9 exons. Gene Ontology annotation, cellular component: membrane. The record is from RefSeq and is a predicted model, not a curated record. Gene Ontology annotation, molecular function: ATP hydrolysis activity; P-type calcium transporter activity; ATP binding.